GUACUAGCAUUAAGCAGGAUUAUAAUGAGUACAUGUGGACUAUGAGAAAAGAGUUCGCGGAACCCGAACCUGAGCCCGUUGUAAAAGCUGAAGUAAAGCACAACGAGGUAUAACGAUACUUUUAGCGCGGCAAUGGCAACGACAACCACGUCCAAAAAGCAGAACACCGCCGACGAGGACGACGACACUUUCUAUUACAUCGGUGUAAAAGCGUCCCCGUUUGCGACCGAUUGUGCGGUCUUCGGUUUACCACCGAACGAGGCGUCGGCCUUACGCAGCCGCUUCCCGCUGUCCCCCAGUAGCCCGAAUGUCGUGAAUGGAAUUAUGAUAAAAGGCACGCCGUUCUCCGUUAUAAAUGCUUUAUCUGAGCUCGGCUAUCGAGUUGUUUGUAGUACCGGAGAAGCCGAGAUACUUUGGACAUUGCAGCGGGAAAGUUAGUGCUAUAAAAAUGGGCCUUACUACAAGCAUAUUAUAUAUCUAAAUGUAUAUCUUGUGACUUAAUACAUAUAUGUGUCUAUGAAUUAAACUGUAGAAAUUAGUGUCGAUAAAUCGAUGAAUUAUCAACAUCUUGCGACUUAUAUAUACAUGUGUCUGUGAAUCAAACUGUAGAAAUUAGUAUCGACGAAUCGAUGAGAUUUGCAAUAUCUUGUUUUUUUUUCGCAUAUAUGAAUGUUUGCCUAAAAUUAUGACUGUAACAGCGCUUCGGUGAAAUUUUGUCACACAUUUAAAUGUAUGUAUGUGCGGACCAAUUAAAAAGGGUUUAUUUUUCAAAGAUAAUCGAUUGUACCUUACGAAAUUGGACGGUACGUAUAUGUGAAGUGCAACUUUAGAUAGAAAUAAGAUAUUCCAUCUUUUUCCCUUAGGAAACUUACACGGUAGUGUAAGAAAUCACAUCUUGUACGAAAUCACACAAAUCACACAAGGAUUCUUACGUUAUCGAACGUGAUAUUUUGUGUACCGCAGCAAUGUUGAGUUUCUUUUACAACUUUGAAAAUGACGCGGUAAAAUUGUAUAAUCAUGAUAAGACUGUUGGGGGAAGGGGGGGCAUGAUUUCGAAGAUUGAACGUAAACACUUCUGCAUGUAAAAUAAUCGUAUUGUAGAUAAUAAUUUAGCGGACGCGGAAAUUUCGUCAGACCAAAGGAAUGUGCAUUGAUUGCAUUAUAUCUAUUAUAUGCAAUACGAAAGUAUUAAUUGUACAAUGAUUUGUGAUAUCUUUACCUCGUUGCGUGGAAACUGGGUUUUUUUAUGCUUUUGAGGGUCUACGACGCGUGUCUCGUAGGAUCCAGAUUGGGCCAAAUUGGUGCAACGUUGUUGCACCAAAUUGGCCCGUACUGGCUUCAAGCUGUCUAUAUUUGUGGAGAACGAAAUUUUAUUAUACGUGCAAAUUCUAUUUAUACAUACUAUACCUUUAUAUAGUAUAGUUAAUAGCAUAGUAUUAUCUAAUAGUAUCUAUGUAAUGUUUCUUUCCUACCAUGUGCUUUAAUAGGUGAUUUAUAGUACAAUUAUAGUACAAUUUAUUGUUGUUAUAUGCGAGAUAUUAUUCCGGAUCGAUCACGGUCCAAAGAGUUUAAGAGUGUAAAACCAAUAAGAAAAACAGCUGAUACAAUGUGGUGUUGUUUACUUGUGCUUUACGUCUGUCAAUCUUAUUGCAAAAUUAUUAAUGCCGAUCUAAAGAUUAUAUUGCAAAUUGUAAAUUUUAAUCGAAAGAUCUUAUUGCAAAUUAAAAAUGUUAAUCCAAAUGUUAAUCUAUUGUAAUUGAUGUUUCCUGUACUCGUUAAGAGCUGGAUCUAUUAUGGAAUCAAAUGAAAUUAUAAAAAGCAAUCGUUAUCUCGUAGCGUGACAAUUAUAUGUUAGUUUUCAUACAUAAGUAAUAAAAUCAAAAGUCUAGUUGGUGGCGGGAAAGAGUAAUUUAGCCUCGAAUUUAGCGUUAUAAUUUGACAGUCUGAAUAGUUGAUAUAGGUCGUUUGCAGCGUUUGCGCAAAAAACAUUCGAUGCGACGAAUUUUAUAUUUAUGUAUAGCUAAUAGUUUCUUUCACACUUGAAGCUAUAUUUUGUACGUACGACAGUUAUACACAAUAUACUCGGCGUAUAAUUGGACGUUGUACAUGAUCGUGUAAUAAUGUAUAAGAAAUAAAUAUACCGAUAAAGAGUG
Molecule: messenger RNA, 2153 nt
Organism: Temnothorax curvispinosus
Lineage: Eukaryota; Metazoa; Arthropoda; Insecta; Hymenoptera; Formicidae
Exons: 3
Coding region: 133-438 (101 amino acids)
Biological process (GO): negative regulation of biosynthetic process
Source: RefSeq, a predicted model, not a curated record